AUGCCGGGAAGCGGUGCACUGAGAGACCAUCAUCAGGGUGUGGCGAUACAAUUAAAGCUUCGCAUGAUUGGACGAGACUUGAGAAUACUGUCGGCCUUGGCCGUGAUGAGCAAGAAGACUUUGAGACAUGUCACUACUGGAUUGAAUCGGCCACUAGUUAUAAUUGCUCGUCUUUUGCAGUCUCCUGAAGGAACCGAAAUCGAAGUGAAAUUAGUGAAUUUCACAAAAGGCCUUUCUGUUGACGGAUGCAGUUAUGCAGGUGUAGAGAUCAAGACCAACAAGGACCAAACGCUCACUGGUUACAGGUGCCGCUCUCUUGUACCGAGUGGUUUCUGCAAGGGGACACUAUCAGAGGCCACCAAGAAGAAAGUGUGUCCGAAGUCAUGCGGUUUCUGUGAUUCUUUGCACUGA
Cooperia oncophora is the source of this 411-nucleotide messenger RNA. The record is from the annotation of a GenBank genome assembly. NCBI's taxonomy places the organism in Eukaryota, Metazoa, Nematoda, Chromadorea, Rhabditida, Trichostrongylidae.